AAAUGAAAAUAAAAACGGUACUAUGAGUGCACCUUAUCUACGUACUUUCUUCUACACAUCUUCGUUUCUCCACCAAUGGCAACUUUAAAAUCACCCGUAACUCUAUUCACACCUAAACCUUUCUCAAAUACUAACUACCCUUUCCUCGCUAAAUCACCUUUUUCCGUUAAACUCCAUUCUUCACUUUUCUCUCACAACCACAAACUUCAAUUUUCUUCCUCCAAAACCCCAAUAUUCUGCUUUGCGUUGCAAGAUGUAGCACCAUCGCCAAUUCAAGAGGAAAUAACAGAUACAUUAAAUAACGUUAAGAAGAAGAAGCUCUGUGUCUUUAACUUACCUUGGUCUCUCUCCGUGACAGAUAUCAAAGACCUCUUCGCCCAAUGCGGAACCGUUAUCGACGUCGAGAUUAUAAAGAGCAAAGAUGGGAAGGGAAGAGGUUAUGCAUUCGUUACUAUGGAUUCAGGAGAGGAAGCUAAGGCUGCUGUUGAUAAAUUUGAUGCUUAUGUAAUAUCAGGCCGGAUAAUAAGGGUAGAGUUUGCAAAAAGAUUCAAGAAACCUCCUCCUCCUCCAUCUCGUCCAAGUCCCCCUCCUAGCGAGGCACGUUAUGUAAUUUAUGCAUCCAACCUUACAUGGAAAGCAAGAUCUACACAUCUCAGAGACGUCUUCACUGAGAAUUUCAAAUCACCAGUUUCAGCCAGGGUUGUCUUUGAAAGCCCUGCUGGAAGAUCUGCUGGGUAUGGAUUUGUAUCUUAUCAUACGAUGGAGGAAGCAGAGGCUGCCAUUUCUGCUUUGGAAGGGAAGGAGUUAAUGGGACGACCACUUCGUGUAAAAAUAAGUGAAAAGAAAGUUAAAGAAGCUGGAAGUGUAGAAAGUGAAGACCAAGAUGAUGAUGCUCAACAGGAAGAGUCAUAAAUUCUAUUUGAUUUUUGGUCGUGGUAUUCGAUUGAGAAGAAACCUCUACAAGCUGGAAUUUUACCUCAUGUAUACAAAGAAGAUAUGAAGGACGACUUGUUUCAUUCACAAUCUUUCUUCAAUUAGGUUGAGUUUGGCAUACCUUUAAAUUGUAGGUGAGAAUGUAAGAAGCUUUUCAUUAUAACUUUCCAUAUAAAUCUCAACUCUCAUUAUUUUUUUCACUCCCAAUUUAAAAGGGUAUUCAUAAAAUGCAGCAAAUCUCUAAAUGUUGUCAAUUAAGAGUUCAAAUCAUGUACAUUUCAUAUUAAGACUAAUUCAAUUCAUUGAGACUAGUAA
Cicer arietinum (chickpea) is the source of this 1248-nucleotide messenger RNA. Its product is annotated as 28 kDa ribonucleoprotein, chloroplastic. The record is from RefSeq and is a predicted model, not a curated record. Gene Ontology annotation, cellular component: chloroplast thylakoid membrane. Gene Ontology annotation, biological process: chloroplast rRNA processing. Gene Ontology annotation, molecular function: mRNA binding. NCBI's taxonomy places the organism in Eukaryota, Viridiplantae, Streptophyta, Magnoliopsida, Fabales, Fabaceae.